This is a messenger RNA of Musa acuminata subsp. malaccensis (wild Malaysian banana), 2338 nucleotides long. RefSeq names its product cellulose synthase-like protein E6. Lineage: Eukaryota; Viridiplantae; Streptophyta; Magnoliopsida; Zingiberales; Musaceae. Gene Ontology annotation, cellular component: plasma membrane; trans-Golgi network. Gene Ontology annotation, biological process: cellulose biosynthetic process; plant-type primary cell wall biogenesis. Gene Ontology annotation, molecular function: cellulose synthase (UDP-forming) activity. The record is from RefSeq and is a predicted model, not a curated record.
AUGGGGGGAGAAGGGGAGGGACGGCUGUUUGAGACCAGGGUGAGGAGGGGGAGAACAUGGUACAAGCUGUAUGCUGCGUCGGUGUGCGGUGGGGUGUGCUUGACAUGGGUGUACAGAGCUACGAACAUACCGGAGAUCGGGGAGAAGGGGAGGUGGGCUUGGAUGGGGAUGCUGGUGGCCGAGCUUUGCUUUGGGUUCUACUGGGUUCUCACCCAAUCAUUCCGGUGGUGCCCUAUCUACCACCGAACCUUCAAGGAGCGGCUCUCCCAAAAAUAUGGGAAUGAGCUGCCACCUGUGGACAUAUUUGUUUGCACUGCUGAUCCUACCAUCGAGCCACCAGUCCUGGUUAUGAACACAGUACUCUCGGUGAUGGCCUAUGACUACCCACCAGAGAAGUUAAGCAUCUAUGUCUCGGAUGAUGGUGCCUCUGAGUUGACAUUUUAUGCACUGCUAGAAGCCACAGAUUUUGUCAGACACUGGAUUUCAUUCUGUAAAAGGUUCAAUGUGGAGCCCAGGUCCCCGGCAGCGUACUUCUCGUCACCCGAGCAACAUGAUCUUCGCUAUGCCAGUGAGUUGGAUCGCAUCAAGGAGAUGUACUAUGCGAUGGAGAACCGGAUUAAAGUUGCAACCGAUUUCGGUCGGGUUGCAAGCAGUGUUAACAAGCAACACAAGGGCUUUUCUGAAUGGAAUUCACAAAUUACACCUGGAAAUCACCAGGCUAUAGUGCAGAUAUUAAUUGAUGGAAGGGACCAGAAUGCUAUAGAUAUCGAAGGAAAUACCCUACCAACACUUGUAUAUUUAUCUCGAGAAAAAAGGCCUCGGUAUCCUCAUAAUUUCAAAGCUGGAGCACUAAAUGCAUUGAUAAGAGUAUCCUCCGAGAUAAGCAACAGCCCUGUUAUUCUCAAUGUGGACUGUGAUAUGUACUCCAACGGUUCAGAAUCAGUGAAGAAUGCAAUGUGUUUCUUCCUGGAUGAAGAAAGCGGUCAGCAAAUUGGGUAUGUGCAGUUUCCACAGAACUUCAACAAUCUUGACAAGAACAACAUCUAUGGUGAUUAUAUAUCAAUUGUAAAUGAGGUGGAAAUGCCAGGUCUGGGGGAUUCCAUAUAUCUUGGCACAGGAUGCUUCCACAGAAGAGAAAGUUUGUGUGGCUGCAAGUAUAGCGAGCACCGUAGGAUGCUCAGGGAUAUGUGUAACCAAGUAAAAAUGAGAAAACCAGAAGAAAGCACAAGCUUUUUAGAAGAGAGAGCAAAGGAUCUUGCAUCAUGUACCUAUGAGCAGAACACUAACUGGGGCAAAGAUAUUGGUAUCAAGUAUGGGUGCUUGGUGGAGGAUGUGGUAACUGGCUUGUCAAUCCAAAUGAACGGAUGGAGAUCAAUUUACUACAAUCCUUCAAGGAAAGGCUUCUUAGGCAUAUCUCCUACUACACUGUCACAGCUAUUGGUGCAACACAAGCGAUGGUCUGAAGGGCUCUUCCAAACCUUCCUCUCGAAAUAUUGUCCUUUUCUCUAUGGCUAUGGAAAGAUAGAGUUAAGGCUUCAGAUGUCUUAUGCUACAUACAUGUUAUGGGCUCCUAUGUCGUUGCCAACUCUAUAUUAUGUUAUUAUCCCUUCCCUUUGCCUUCUCAAAGGCAUUCCUUUGUACCCAAGAAUCUCAAGUUCUUGGUUCCCGGUCUUUGUGUAUGUGAUCAUCGGUACACAAGCAUACAGCUUAGGAGAGGCCCUUUGGUGUCAGCAGUCAUUCCGAAGCUGGUGGAACAUGCAAAGAAUGAGAUUAAUGAGAAGAACUUGCUCAUACUUCUUCAGCUUAUUAGACACUACAAUGCAAUCACUAGGACUUGGCAAGUCCAGUUUUGAUAUAACUGCUAAGAUUGCUGAUCAUGAGGCAUUGGAGAGACUGAAGAAAGGGGUCAUGGAGUUUGGAUCAUCUUCUCCAAUGUUCUCGGUGUUGGCCGCGAUAGCCAUGCUUAACCUGCUCUGUUUGGUGGCUAGUGUGAUAAUGGCUGUGGUGAGGGAGGGAUUUAAAGAUCAAAUGGCUCUUCAGUUUCUUCUUUGUGGGAUGUUGGUAAUGCUCAACUUGCCAAUCUACCAUGGGAUGUUCCUAAGGAAAGAUAGAGGCAGACUUCCAACAUUUUUAGCACUUGAAUCAUGUCUCAUUGCUGCAUUGGCUUGUCUCCUUUCAUUGUACUAGAAUUCAAACUUGUGAUGAACAAGUUCUUGCUAUUAUUAACUGGUUCAGUGGUUAUACUGCAAGUUCAUCAGAGAAGCAAUUAAGAGUUCUGAUGUUAGAACCAUUUACUAAUGGAUCAUUUGUUAAUGGUGUUAGCUGCACUGUUAUUUUA